Dibothriocephalus latus is the source of this 1329-nucleotide messenger RNA. NCBI's taxonomy places the organism in Eukaryota, Metazoa, Platyhelminthes, Cestoda, Diphyllobothriidea, Diphyllobothriidae. The record is from the annotation of a GenBank genome assembly.
AUGGCGGAACAAAUGGUGACAGAGGAUGGCACACCAGUCAUGGUGAAUGCUGAUGGCGGUUACUCGACUGUUCCUUAUGCCUCGGCCACGGAUAAUGGCCAAGUGUAUCUGUCUCUUAAUGAUCUCGGAAUACAGAAUGAAGGUGAGGAAAUGGUCCUCAUUGCCGCCGAUGAGAACAUGGAUAUGGCCACACUUGAGAAUCUAAUUGCUUCGGGCGCGUACACUACUGUGACUGGUGAGGGUGGAGCUGAAUAUAUUCAGCCGGGUGGCAUUACUUACCGUUGCCCAUCAUGCCCUGCAAUGUAUUCCAAUGCGAACGCAUUCACUAAGCAUAUGCGAGAGAAGCACUUCGUAAAAGUCUAUACCUGUCGGCAGUGCGAAGAGUUCUUCGAGACGCUAAGCCAACUGUUUCUUCAUGCUCGUCGGAACCACGUGGAUCCUAAAAAACCGAAGCGAAACCCCGCAAACUACAAAUUUCAUUGUGACCAAUGUAAUUAUAUGACAAAUAAUGGAGGUACUAUGGAACAUCAUAAAAGGGCGCAUACGGGCGAGAAGCCGUACGUUUGCGACGUGUGCAAUAAAAGAUUUGCGCAGAAGGCGAACAUGAAAACCCACAGAAACAGGCAUAUUUAUCGUGACAAGAUCUUUCGUUGUGAUACGUGCAACAAAGCAUUUUCGUCCUACGAUAUCUAUCUUGCCCAUCUCCGGACUCGUGAACAUGAGCUUCGCGAACAUUUUGCUAUGAUGGCUUCUUCUCAGCUGGCCCUGGAAUGUCUAGGAUGCGCUCUUACUUUUGACAGCAUAUACAACUUGAACAAGCACACGCGCAGUUGUCGCAUCGUUAGGACGCUACAAACCAAGUUUCGGUGCCUGCCGUGCAACGCCUAUGUCAGUGACGUUGCUUCACUCAAGGCUCACGUUAAGGCCCACGAGGGAAGUCAAAUAAUAUCCUGCCCCGUUUGUGGAGAACGCGGUUUUCCGGGCUUUAACCAACUGAACCACCACAUCACUCGUGCUCAUGCUCUGAAGGUCAAUCGUCGGCACGUUUGCCGUUACUGUGAAUCCACAUUUGAAUUAAAAAAGGAUCUCGAUACUCAUAUACGUAGCAUGCACGCAGAAGAACGUAAUGCCCGACAGUCCAGAGGUGCUGUUGGGCGUCUAAAGUGCCGUUACAGCAACUGCGAUACUUUUAUUGACCCGGAAGCCGAAGAGGAUUAUGAAAUUGAAGAUGAAGUCGAUGAUGAUUUGGCCCCUGUUGAGGACAGUGACGUCCUAAGUUUAUACUGCGAUUUUGGAUAUCACAAGCAAUUGUCGCCCACACUUUCUUAA